Triplophysa rosa is the source of this 3734-nucleotide messenger RNA. It is a transcript of the gene exoc6, whose product is annotated as exocyst complex component 6. The transcript is spliced from 23 exons. NCBI's taxonomy places the organism in Eukaryota, Metazoa, Chordata, Actinopteri, Cypriniformes, Nemacheilidae. Gene Ontology annotation, cellular component: exocyst; membrane. The coding region runs from base 37 to 2463 and encodes 808 amino acids. Gene Ontology annotation, biological process: Golgi to plasma membrane transport; intracellular protein transport; exocytosis. The record is from RefSeq and is a predicted model, not a curated record.
AUCUCUGUCGGUAUUGCCAAUGACGAUCGCGCCAUCAUGGCGGACAGCGAGAGUCUGGAGACCGUCACCGAACAUGAGCGGAUCUUACAGGAGGUCGAGAGCACGGACACGGCCUGCGUGGGCCCGACGUUACGGUCCGUGUACGAUGAUCAGCCCAACGCACACAGGCGGUUUAUGGAGAAACUUGAUGUCAGAAUACGUAACCAUGACCGAGAGAUCGAGAAGAUGUGUAACUUUCAUCAUCAGGGCUUCGUGGACGCCAUCACAGAACUGCUGAAAGUACGAGCGGAUGCGAAGAAACUGAUGGGCCAAGUGAGCGACACCAACCGAAGACUUCAAGACGCCGGGCGAGAGGUGACGGCUCAAACCCAAGAGGUCAUCCGCUGUCGGGUUCAGCAGAGGAACAUGGCCACCACCGUGGAGAAACUACAGCUCUGCAUCCCGGUUCUGGAAAUGUACAGCAAACUGAAGGAGCAACUGGAAUCAAAGAGAUAUUACUCUGCAUUAAAAACUAUGGAGCAGCUAGAAAACAUGUAUAUUCCCCGAGUGAGUCAGUACAGGUUCUGUCAGAUCAUGGCCGAGACGCUCCCCAAACUCCGCGAGGAGAUUAAAGACAUCUCCAUGUCUGACCUGAAAGACUUUCUGGAGAGUAUCCGCAAGCACUCGGAUAAGAUCGGAGAAACUGCGAUGAGACAGGCUCAGCAGCACCGCACGUUUAACAGCGCUGUACAGAAGCAGGUGACUCUCAGCUGCACUAAACCUCUGUACGGUCUGAACGGACGCACGUCGCUCCAUCACAACGGUCUGAGUCCGGAGGAGGACGACACUGAUGAUGAGGUUUUGACGGCUCAGGAUCUGGUGGAUUUCUCCCCUGUCUAUCGCUGUCUUCACAUCUACACUGUUCUGGGGGACAGAGAAACGUUUGAGAAUUAUUACAGAAAGCAGAGAAAGAAGCAGGCCAGACUUGUGCUGCAGCCUCAGUCUAAUAUGCACGAGACGGUUGAGGGCUACAGGAGAUACUUUAAUCAGAUUGUCGGGUUUUUCGUGGUGGAGGAUCACAUAUUACACGCCACGCGGGGUCUGGUGACCAGAGCCUUCACGGACGAGCUGUGGAACAUGGCCCUGUCGAAAAUCAUCGCCGUUCUCCGCACGCACUCGUCGUACUGCACUGAUCCUGAUCUGGUUCUAGAGCUGAAGAACCUCAUUGUUAUAUUUGCAGACACUUUGCAGGGGUAUGGUUUUCCUGUGAACAGACUCUUUGACCUGUUGUUCGAGGUCAGAGAUCAAUACAACGAGACGUUGCUGAAGAAAUGGGCUCUGGUGUUCAGGGAGAUUUUCGAGCAGGAUAACUACAGUCCCAUACCCGUGGAGAACGAGGAGGAAUAUAAAGCUGUCAUCAGUCGCUUCCCCUUCCACGACGCCGAGAUCCAGAAGCAACAGUUUCCAAAGAAGCUGCCGAUGUCCCAGUCCGUGCCUCAGAUCUACGCUCAAGUGAAGGAGUUUAUUUAUGCCAGUUUAAAGUUCUCUGAGUCGCUUCAUCGCAGCUGGACUGAAAUUGACGACAUGCUCCGUAAAUCCACUAACCUGCUGUUGACCCGGACGCUGAGCAGCUGUCUGCAGAAUCUCAUCAAGAAACCACACAUAGGACUGACUGAGCUGGUUCAGAUCAUCAUCAACACCACUCAUUUAGAACAGGCCUGUAAAUACCUGGAGGAUUUCAUCACCAACAUCACCAACGUCUCCCCAGAGACCGUUCACACCACACGACUCUACGGCCUCUCCACAUUCAAGGAUGCGAGGCACGCGGCCGAGGGGGAGAUCUACACGAAACUCAAUCAGAAGAUCGAUGAGUUCAUUCAGUUAGCCGAUUAUGAGUGGUGUAUGCUGGAGUCAGACGGGCGGGCCAGCGGAUAUCUCAUGGACCUCAUUAACUUCCUGCGCAGCACCUUUCAGGUCUUCACACAUCUUCCGAAUAACAGCAAUGAUCACGCGUCAAUGUCGGGUAAGGUUGCGCAGACGGCCUGUAUGUCGGCCUGUAAACAUCUGGCCACAUCACUGAUGCAGAUGCUGUUGGAUUCUGAACUCAAGCAGGUCACCAUGGGAGCCGUUCAGCAGUUUAAUCUGGACGUCAUACAGUGUGAAUUGUUUGCCAGUUCUGAGCCUGUGCCAGGAUUCCAGGGAGACACGCUGCAGCUGGCCUUCAUCGACCUCAGACAGCUUCUGGAUCUGUUCAUGGUUUGGGAUUGGUCCACAUAUCUGGCUGACUACGGGCAGCCCACCUCCAAAUACCUGCGGGUGAAUCCCUCCACGGCUCUCGCUCUUUUAGAAAAGAUGAAGGACACAGGGAAGAAGAACAACAUCUUCUCUCAGUUCAGAAAGAACGACCGCGACAAACAGAAGCUCAUCGAGACGGUGGUGAAGCAGCUGAGGAGUCUGGUGAACGGCAUGUCCCAGCAUUCCUAGAGUCUUCACGCACCGCACCGCAUCACACAUACUACAGGAGAAAUCCACCAACAUCUCAGAAGUGCUGUGAGACGACGGCAUCUCCUGCUGUCUGCCAGAAUACCCCCCACUCGCUUAAUGAUGUCCAUACAGGGCAGAAAGAGAACCCAAGACGUUGUGCUGUCAUGUUUUGUAAUGUAUUUUUAAAGGAGUUAUGUUUUGUACGUUGUGACGGGGCAAUGAUUCUAAUGUGACGCUCGAUGGAGCGAGAGAGAGAGACGGCUGAUGGUCAUGAUGAUCAUAUGGAUGAUGUUUUUAUUGUAAAUAUUUUUACAUCUAUAUUUAACAGUGCUAUGGAAUCCUGCUUCCCGAGUCAAACGUGACUCACGUUGGGUGACAUUUGCAUGAGAAUGACUCCGUUUUCAUUUUUAGUUGACAAACCUUGCUAAAACUCGACUGGUGCAUUAACGGCACUCGUCCAUGUAAGAGAACGGCUACAUUUCACUAAAUGCACCAGAGAAUUCUAUUUCAUUUUUCUUUUCUCAGGGCAAAAGGAAAGCUUUUGGUUCAGAUGCUUUAGAAUCUCAUUGGAAGAAACUAAAUGAGCAAUAAUUGGUCAGGAUACACAUUCAAGCUUAACUUUAUUCUUCACUUAGUUUUCUUUCAACGGACAUUUUGCACUGAAUAUGAUUUAAACUGUAUGCUUAUGUAUUUAAAGUACAUUGUAUAUGGCACAAUAUUUUGUUAAAAGGGUAAAAAAUGGAAUGUAAAGAUUGAACUUUGAUCUGUUCUCUAAACACAACCCAACACUUUGUCCGAUGUCUGUGUUCAGUCCUCUGAUGGCUGUGACGACACUAAUAUGAAAAGAACUCUAUGAACAGAUCAGCAGUUAAUGUACAUCUGAAAGAGUGCAAAAGCAGAUAGAAACACACAUUAAUAACAUUUCAACUGUUUCAUUCGACAUUAACCAAUGACCUGUAAAGCUGUUUGGGCGUGGAAGGGUUUCAUAUUCAAAAUGAAAGUGUCAUCCUGACAUUGAAAUCUCUCACCGGUUUCACACAAAACCCACUCGUUUAAUUAAACCGUGUCAUGAAAAUACAUUUCAUCAGUUGUUUUUGAUUCCAUAUUCUUCAACAUAUUUUCCUCGUGUGUAACUUUAUGCAGCAUUGCAUUCCGCUGCUGAAAUGUUUUCUUUGUUUUAUUACGGUUUCCAAAAAGUUCUUCAGUAGGAUUUAUUGAUGCUCAACUCUGCUCUGAUUUUUUCAUUUCCUUCCUUCUGUCAAUAAAAACAA